AUGGCAGGUGGAUUGGCUGCUACUUCAGAUGUGGCCCGCAUCGAGGCUCCCGUCACUGCAAAGGCAUACAUGAUGUGUGCUUUUGCUUCGUUCGGUGGUAUCUUCUUUGGUUAUGAUUCCGGUUAUAUCUCUGGUGUUAUGGGAAUGCCCUACUUCAUCAACUUAUAUACUGGCAAAGCUAUUCCAGGUCCUGGUGCAUCAAAAGCCGAGAAGGAUGCUUUCGUUCUUCCCGCUUCGGAUAAAUCUUUAAUCACUUCUAUUCUCUCCGCUGGUACAUUCUUCGGCGCCAUCAUUGCUGGUGAUCUCGCGGAUUGGAUCGGUCGUCGUACUACUGUCAUUCUCGGUUGUAUCAUCUUCAUCAUCGGUGUCAUCUUACAAACUGCAUCUACUGGUCUCGGACUCCUCGUAGCUGGUCGUCUGGUUGCAGGUUUCGGUGUCGGUUUCGUCUCGGCCACCAUCAUUCUUUACAUGUCGGAAAUUUGCCCCAAGAAGGUUCGUGGUGCUUUGGUAUCGGGUUACCAGUUUUGCAUUACCAUUGGUCUUCUCCUCGCUUCUUGCGUCGAUUAUGGUACUCAAAAUCGUUUGGAUACUGGUUCCUACAGAAUUCCAAUCGGUCUUCAAAUCGCGUGGGCUCUCAUCUUAGCUUUUGGUCUUUUCCUUCUCCCUGAAUCCCCAAGAUACUAUGUUAAGAAGGGUAACCUUGAUCGUGCCGCUGCCAACCUUGCUCGUCUCAGAGGUCAACCAGAAGGAAGUGAAUACAUCCAACAAGAACUUACCGAGAUCAUUGCCAACCAUGAAUACGAAAUGUCCGUCAUUCCUCAAACCGGUUACUUCGGCUCAUGGAUGAACUGCUUCAAGGGAUCACUCCGCAACCCUGGUUCCAACCUCCGCAGAACCAUCCUCGGUACUUCUCUUCAAAUGAUGCAACAGUGGACCGGUGUCAACUUCAUCUUCUACUUUGGUACUACCUUCUUCCAAGCUCUCGGUACCAUUUCCAACCCUUUCCUCAUCGGUUUAAUCACCACCCUCGUCAACGUUUGCUCCACCCCCAUCUCCUUCUACACCGUUGAACGUUUCGGUCGUCGUACAAUCCUCAUCUGGGGUGCCCUCGGUAUGUUAGUCUGUGAAUUCAUCGUCGCAAUCAUCGGAGUCACCGCCGGUCGUGCCUCGCAAAACAACACCUCUGCCGUCUCAGCCAUGAUCGCAUUCAUCUGUAUCUACAUUUCCUUCUUCGCCUCCACCUGGGGUCCCGGAGCCUGGGUAGUCAUCGGUGAAGUCUUCCCUCUCCCCAUCCGAUCCCGCGGAGUCGGACUCUCCACCGCCUCCAACUGGCUCUGGAACUGCAUCAUCGCCGUCAUCACUCCCUACCUCGUCGGUACCGAAAAAGGCCAAGCAAACCUCGGCGCAAAGGUAUUCUUCAUGUGGGGUUCCCUCUGCACAUGUUGUUUCGUCUAUGCCUAUCUCCUUGUUCCUGAAACCAAGGGUCUCUCCCUCGAACAAGUCGAUCGCAUGUUGGAAGAAACUACCCCCCGUACAUCUGCUAAAUGGGUUCCUCACUCCACUUUCGCAGAUGAGAUGGGUAUGACUGAGAAGUCUGGUGUUGAACAUGUUCAACAUGCUGAGGGUGGUCAGAAAGUUGAAGUUUAG
This is a messenger RNA of Sclerotinia sclerotiorum 1980 UF-70, 1647 nucleotides long. RefSeq lists its product as hypothetical. Gene Ontology annotation, cellular component: membrane. Lineage: Eukaryota; Fungi; Ascomycota; Leotiomycetes; Helotiales; Sclerotiniaceae. Gene Ontology annotation, biological process: carbohydrate transport; transmembrane transport. The record is from RefSeq and is a predicted model, not a curated record. The transcript has 2 exons. The coding region runs from base 1 to 1647 and encodes 548 amino acids. Gene Ontology annotation, molecular function: carbohydrate:proton symporter activity.